GGGAGCAUUCCUCUGGCUCUGCAGAGUCUAUUUUACAAGCUUCAAUACAGCCAAACUAGUGUUGCGACGAAAGAAUUAACCAAGUCUUUUGGAUGGGACACAUAUGAUUCUUUCAUGCAGCAUGAUGUUCAAGAACUUAAUAGGGUUCUUUGUGAAAAGCUUGAAGAUAAGAUGAAGGGAACGGUGGUAGAGGGUACAAUUCAACAGUUGUUCGAAGGGCAUCAUAUGAAUUAUAUUGAAUGUGUCAACGUGGAUUAUAAAUCAACCCGGAAAGAAUCAUUUUAUGACCUUCAGCUUGAUGUAAAAGGCUGCAAAGAUGUCUAUGCUUCUUUUGAAAAAUAUGUGGAAGUGGAGCACCUUGAGGGCGAUAACAAAUAUCAUGCUGAACAGCAUGGGUUGCAGGAUGCUAGGAAAGGUGUUCUUUUCAUUGACUUUCCUCCUGUCCUUCAGCUUCAGUUGAAGCGUUUUGAGUAUGAUUUUAUGCGGGAUACUAUGGUAAAGGUCAGUGAUGGACUUAUAUCC
Molecule: messenger RNA, 522 nt
Organism: Carica papaya (papaya)
Lineage: Eukaryota; Viridiplantae; Streptophyta; Magnoliopsida; Brassicales; Caricaceae
Source: RefSeq, a predicted model, not a curated record